This is a messenger RNA of Dichomitus squalens LYAD-421 SS1, 1202 nucleotides long. Its product is annotated as NAD(P)-binding protein. The transcript is spliced from 9 exons. Lineage: Eukaryota; Fungi; Basidiomycota; Agaricomycetes; Polyporales; Polyporaceae. The record is from RefSeq and is a predicted model, not a curated record. Bases 28 to 1134 code for a protein of 368 amino acids. Gene Ontology annotation, molecular function: nucleotide binding.
CGCACGUACCCUACGAGACGUAGCAACAUGGCCUUCGAACUGCGAUGGGGCAUCAUUUCCACCGGCAGGAUCGCUAUGGAAUUUGUGAAGGAUCUCCUCGUUGACCCAGCGAGUCGGGACGUCACGGAUGUCGCGCAUAAAGUCGUGGCUGUUGGCUCCCGAAGCACGGAGAGUGCUCAGAAAUUCAUCGACGCGUACAUCAACGGGGACAACAACGUCAAGGCGUACGGUAGCUACGCAGAAGUCUUCGCCGACAAGAAUGUGGAUGCGGUCUAUAUUGGAACUCCCCAUACCCUUCACUACGAGAACGCGGUUGAAGCGUUGAAUGCCGGAAAGCACGUCCUGUGCGAGAAGGCGACCACCUCCAACGCAGCGGAGACGAAAUCCCUGAUCAAACUCGCAAAAGAGAAGAAGCUAUUCUUCAUGGAGGCGUUAUGGACGCGCUUUCACCCGCUCACUUUGGAGCUGAAGAAGAUCGCUGAGGAGGGCACCCUUGGUGACCCGGUGGUCCUGCACGCUGACUUGUCCGCCGACUUCCAUAUCGAAGACAAGCCCUUGAACCAUAGGAUGCUUGACCCGAAGCUGGGUGGAGGUGCACUUCUAGAUCUCGGCCCCUACCCCAUGUUCUGGGCCAUGCUUGCGCUCUACGAGCACCCGUCCAACAAGAACGCCAGACCAACCAGUGUUACUGGCUCCAUCCUCAAGUCCACCAUCACCGACGUCGACGCGUCCACCAGCUGGACGGUCAACUUCACCGAGCACCUCAAGGCCCAGGCGAUCCUCAGCUGCAGCAUGAUCGCCCAGACUGCCCACUUCGGAGCCGUCAUUCGAUACAAGAAGGGCAACAUCAAGGUCGCCACACCGAUCUUCCGCCCGCCGUCGUUCACCGUCGAAUACUUCGACGGCCCAGGCGGGAACGUGGUGCGCGAGGAGACACGAUCGUUCAGCUAUGUAGGUGGAGGCUGGCACUUUGAGGCGGACGAGGUCGCGAGGUGCAUCAAAGCGGGGAAGAUUGAAAGCGACCUGUGGACGCAUGAGAAAACUAUUAUCAUAAUGGAGACAUUCGACGAGGUCCGCCGACAAGGCAAGUAUGUGCUACCGGAGGGCGUCGAGAAGGUCGAUAGGGUCCAGUGAGGGCCACACGAGAGGAGGAUGUAUAAUUGCCAUGUAUUUGUGCUCGUGCUAGGAAUAGGAAGAAUAAC